Molecule: messenger RNA, 1630 nt
Organism: Laccaria bicolor S238N-H82
Lineage: Eukaryota; Fungi; Basidiomycota; Agaricomycetes; Agaricales; Hydnangiaceae
Exons: 2
Coding region: 1-1143 (380 amino acids)
Source: RefSeq, a predicted model, not a curated record
AUGUCUGGGUCCAGAGGGAAGGCUAAGAACCAAGCGACUUCGUCACAAAAAGGUAAAACGACGGUCGUUCGACAAAGUCGAUCAGCCACUGUUGAGCCAGAAGUACAGGAACGAGGAAAGACAAGGGCGACGGGUGUCUUGGAAGUGGACGAAGACAGUCAAGAGAUAGGAGACGCGGAAAAAGGGAGGGAAUUCUUGGAGGAAAAGUUACUCAUGGUCCCACGGGGCUCGCCGAUCACCUUGGACAUGCUCACCUCGGCCCUAUUUCAGGCGGCCGCUCUGCCAGGCAUUGGACUCCCAGCAAUCAACGCGGUUCGGGCGGUUGCUUUCCUGCUGAAGGAGGUCGAACUUGAGGAGGUCGCAGAGGCUGUUAGAGCAAUCGCAAUCGCACAGUUCGACGAGGUGGCAAAGAACCUAAAAGAGCUUACAGAAGGGCUGAAGGAGAAGCUAACAGAGGAUUUAGAGAAGAAGAUGUCGAUGUUGGAGAAGAAAGCGACGGACCUGACGGAAACAGUGGAAAAGGCGGUACAGCAGCAGGCAGGAAACCCCGGAAGCGCUUCGUAUAGGGAUGCGCUGAACAGGGGAAUCUCUGGGGCGCCAAUGGAUGCUAAUCCCUGGCUAGCUGCGAAGGAGAAUAUCAGGCAACACCAGUCACUCAUCGACAUACCUAGGGAGUCCAAGCUCAGGGACUGCAUCAACACGGUCCUGGUGGGUAAGUUCGCGGAGGCCAUGGGCAAGGCAACAGAUCAGAAGCACAAGAUAAGGUCGGCACUGAAGUUACAAAACGGCGGUAUCUUGGUCGAAAUGGCAUCGGAUGAAGGCGCGGUAUGGAUGGCUUCCAAGGCCAACGCAGAGGCCUUCUUGCGGGAGUUGGGAGAAGCAGCAGCCUCCGUCAAAUUGAGGUCGUACAACGUCGUCGCCUACUACGUGCCGCUAAACCUCGACCCCAACAGUGAGAAGGACAGGAGGGAAAUAGAGGAAGUAAACAACAUACCCGAGGGCGGACUCAUGAAGCUAAGGUGGAUCAAGCCCCCGGCGCGACGAAGGACGGACCAGCGCUUCGCCCACGUCAUAGCCACCUUUUCGGAUGCGGACGCUGCCAAUCGGGCAAUAGUGAAUGACUGGUGGCUACCACUUUUAUGAUAAAACUAAGGCAAUUGCCUGCAGAGCUGUGUGUAUAAGUCCACAAGUUUUAUGAAAGGCAUUUCAUAGAUGUGUCCUGUGUUUUCUUUCUUAUAAAACCUAUGUUCUUUUCAUAAAAUAUAGGCAAGGCCACAGGGUGCUUUUCAUAAUUAAACCUGUGCGCUUUCAAUAGGUAUUUCAUUCACUGGGUUAGGUGUAUUCAUUGCCUUUUUCAUAAUUAAUGGUGUGCACUUUCAUUGAAUAUUUCAUUAGGAAUUUUGGGCACUUUCAUUGCUUUUUUCAUAAUCAAUCCUGUGUGAUUUCAAUAAAUAUUUCAUUCACUGGUCCUGUGGUCUUUGCCUACAUUUUAUGAAAAGAACAUAGCCCUCAUAAGAAAGAAAGACACAGGACACACCUAUGAAAGGCCUUUCAUAAAACUUGUGGACUUAUACACACAGCUCUACAGGCAAGUGCCUUAGUUUUAUGAUAAAGGUGGUAGCCACUUGUG